Hibiscus syriacus is the source of this 1780-nucleotide messenger RNA. RefSeq names its product probable receptor-like serine/threonine-protein kinase At4g34500. The record is from RefSeq and is a predicted model, not a curated record. Gene Ontology annotation, molecular function: ATP binding; protein kinase activity. Gene Ontology annotation, biological process: protein phosphorylation. The transcript has 7 exons. Lineage: Eukaryota; Viridiplantae; Streptophyta; Magnoliopsida; Malvales; Malvaceae. The coding region runs from base 128 to 1525 and encodes 465 amino acids.
ACUUUUCUUCUUUCUCUUUAAAGCAACCAAACCUCUCCAACCCUUUAAAUUUUGUUUCCCUUCCCAAUUAUAAUUUUCCUUUACUUUCCCGAGAAAAAAGAAGAAGUUCCAUAUCUCACCGGAUCCAAUGCCGGUCCCCGGCGAAACCGACGGCAAAUUCAACAAAACCAACUCCGUAGCCCACAUUCUUUCCUCCAAAACACCGCUGUUCCAUCUUAAGCUCUACGCAUUAAUAUCGAUUCUCGUGGUCUUGUUACUUCUUUUCUCUUUUAUGAUCUUCCUAUGUUUGCGUUUGAACAGAAACGCGCGCAAGCGCAAAGUGAAACAUAGCUCCGGUCUAAUCCCGUUGGUCUCUAAAGAGAUAUUGGAGAUCAAGGCGUUGAAUCAGAACGCCGAUUGCUUUGUCGAGGAGGGAAAGAUCGGAGUCUCGGUUCCCAGUAAGAGUAGUGAGGGAGUUAGCGAUGAUGUAUCGGGAGCCAGUGACGUGUCGUCGGCGGAUGCUCAGAAUAUCGGUUGGGGUCGGUGGUACAGCAUGAAGGAGCUGGAGAUGGCAACACGUGGUUUCGCAGAGGAGAAUGUGGUUGGUGAAGGUGGGUACGGCGUCGUUUUCCGUGGCGUUUUGCAAGACGGUUCCGUCGUCGCUGUAAAAAGUCUUCUUAAUAACAAGGGACAAGCAGAGAAGGAGUUCAACGUGGAAGUCGAAGCCAUUGGCAAAGUGAGGCAUAAGAACCUGGUGGGUCUGGUUGGGUACUGCACGGAAGGUGCUCAAAGGAUUCUUGUGUAUGAAUACGUCGACAAUGGGAACUUGGAACAAUGGCUGCACGGUGAUGUUGAUCCUGUUAGUCCUCUUACGUGGGAUAUACGGAUGAAGAUCGCGAUCGGAACCGCAAAAGGAUUAGCCUAUUUGCAUGAAGGGCUAGAACCAAAAGUUGUGCACCGUGAUGUCAAAUCGAGUAAUAUCCUUCUGGACAAGAAGUGGAAUGCUAAAGUAUCAGAUUUCGGAUUAGCCAAGCUCUUAGGAUCCGAAGCGAGCUACGUGACAACGCGUGUAAUGGGGACAUUCGGUUAUGUUUCACCUGAAUAUGCUAGCACGGGUAUGCUGAAUGAGGGAAGUGAUGUCUAUAGUUUCGGGGUUCUACUGAUGGAGAUCAUUACAGGGAGAAGCCCGAUCGAUUAUUCUCGGGCACCUGGAGAGAUGAACUUGGUUGAUUGGUUCAAAGGUAUGGUAGCAAGUCAUCGUGGAGAACAACUCGUGGACCCUUUGAUCGAAGUUCAACCCUCACCUCGAGCUUUGAAACGAGCCUUGCUAGUUUGUCUCCGAUGUAUUGAUUUGGAUGCCAAUAAGAGACCGAAAAUGGGGCAGAUUGUUCACAUGCUCGAAGCAGAUGAUUUUCCCUUCCGCUCUGAGCACCGACUGGCACGGGAGGGAUCCUCAGUUCCAUCCACUGUGCCGAUAUCCGCAAGAGUUCCACACCCGAAGAAGCACACCGAGAAGGUUGAUGCCAUGAAAUCGAGAAGGAAAUGAUUGCUUCUUACUCAAGGCAUUAUGGUUACUGAGGUCAGAAUAUAUUGUAGAAUAAGUUUUCCAUUUUGUCCAAAAUGAAGACUGAUUAAAACACCUUGGAUGUGCAUAUAUAUAUAUAUGUUUUCUUACUCGGUUACUUUUUAUCGCCAUUUUUGGUUUCCCCGAGCCUUGUAUAUAUGGACUUGCUUCAAUAUUGAUAUAAUACCAGAGUCUGUUUAACUCUGCAAUAUCAAAGUUCGAACUUCAGAUUUAUCG